Molecule: messenger RNA, 660 nt
Organism: Penicillium argentinense
Lineage: Eukaryota; Fungi; Ascomycota; Eurotiomycetes; Eurotiales; Aspergillaceae
Product: DUF202 domain-containing protein
Exons: 2
Coding region: 1-660 (219 amino acids)
Source: RefSeq, a predicted model, not a curated record
AUGACCGAUUCUGCUGCCCCUCCCGCGCCCAGCCGACCCUCCAGUGCCCGCGUCCAUGAGUCCCAUCUGCCCGACCCGCACGCCGACGAGCGGGAGGCCCUUGAGCUGCACGAGAUUCAAACCCGCGAGGACGACGAGCUCAACUACUCCUCCCCCUCGGCCUCAUCGGGCGAGGAAAUCCGCGUCACAACUCGGCGCACCCGAUCCCGCGCCAGCAUCCCCGCCACCGACCGUAAAGGGCCCUGGGGCCGCGUCUGUCGCUUUUGGACACAUCAUGUCACCCUGACCGUCCCCCAGAAGAGCAACCGCGACCAUUUCGCGCUAGAACGAACAUUCCUCGCCUACAUCCGCACCUCCGUGGUCAUCGCCAUGCAAGGGGUUCUGGUCGCCCAGCUGUUUCGCCUCCAACGGACCGGUGUCAAAGAGGACCGCCUGCGAUUCUACCAGGUCGGCAUCCCGCUCUCCGUCACCUGCCAUUGCGUCGCCAUCGUCGUGGCGGUGAUCGGCGCCUACCGGUUUUGGCGACAACAGAGCGCCAUCUCACGCGGCAAGGUCCAUGCGGGCGGCUGGGAGCUCAAUUCCGUCGGGAUACUGUUGUUUCUGGUGAGUCGCCCGUCGCGGCACAGAACCCGCCAUCCCCUGCCCAGAAGUGCGCGCUAA